Molecule: messenger RNA, 6062 nt
Organism: Aquila chrysaetos chrysaetos
Lineage: Eukaryota; Metazoa; Chordata; Aves; Accipitriformes; Accipitridae
Gene: ABCB11
Product: ATP binding cassette subfamily B member 11
Exons: 29
Coding region: 192-4250 (1352 amino acids)
Biological process (GO): transmembrane transport
Cellular component (GO): membrane
Molecular function (GO): ATP hydrolysis activity; ABC-type transporter activity; ATP binding
Source: RefSeq, a predicted model, not a curated record
CAGUUCUGACAAAUGGGUUAGAAUAAUGAAAACAUGAUGGGAAAUGGUUGGGUGCUUCACUGACUAAUUGAACAGGAUCCUUGCAAUUUAUUCUAUGAUACAUGAUUUUUCACAGCCACGGACAAACACAUUCUGACGCUCUUUCCUGCCCUCCAUCUCUUCAGGACUUCUCAUUUAAGUAACUAACCAUCAUGUCUGACCCUGUUGUUCUGCGUAGCAUCAAGAGAUUGGGAGAGGAUAACUCUGCUUUUGACUUGGAUGGCAAACGUAACAACUUCAAGAAAUCAGAGAAUUUCUAUACAUAUGAAGAACCUUUUCUAGAGAAGAAAAGUGAAAAGUCAUCAGAAAAGAAAGAAAACAGUAUUCGUGUUGGCUUCUUUCAGCUGUUUCGAUUUUCUUCAUCUAUGGAAAUUUUAAUGAUGGCUGCUGGUAGUUUCUGUGCUAUUGUUCAUGGAGCAGCCCAGCCAGCUGUGUUGCUUGUGUUUGGUGCAAUGGCAGACACAUUUAUUGAAUAUGACAUUGAAAUGCAAGAGCUUAAAGACCCAGGCAAGACAUGUGUAAAUAACACCAUAGUGUGGAUUAAUGGUACUAUUCAUCAGAACGAAAAGAACGCCACAAUAAUAUGUGGGCUGCUGGACAUUGAACAAGAAAUGACCAAGUUUGCAGGUUACUAUGCAGGAAUUGGUUGUGCCAUACUUGUGUUAGGAUACCUCCAAAUCUGCCUUUGGGUUAUGGCUGCAGCUCGUCAGAUACAGAAAAUCAGGAAAGCUUAUUUCAGGAAAGUAAUGCGAAUGGAUAUAGGCUGGUUUGACUGCACAUCUGUAGGAGAACUGAACACCCGAAUUUCUGAUGAUGUUAACAAAAUUAAUGAGGCUAUUGCUGACCAAGUAGCAAUCUUUAUCCAGCGCUUAACCACCUUUGUGUGUGGAUUCCUACUGGGAUUUGUCAGUGGCUGGAAAUUGACCUUGGUUAUCAUUGCAGUAAGUCCUCUGCUUGGGGUCGGAGCAGCUGUCUAUGGCUUGGCUGUGGCAAAAUUAACAGGCCGAGAAUUAAAGGCUUAUGCAAAAGCUGGAGCUGUGGCUGAUGAAGUGCUGUCAUCCAUCAGAACAGUGGCUGCUUUUGGUGGGGAGAAGAAAGAAGUUGAAAGAUAUGAUAAGAAUCUGGUGUUUGCUCAGCACUGGGGAAUUCGAAAGGGAAUAAUAAUGGGAUUAUUCACUGGUUACAUGUGGCUUAUAAUUUUCCUGUGUUAUGCAUUAGCAUUUUGGUAUGGCUCUAAACUUGUCCUUGAAGAAGAAGAGUAUUCACCUGGCACUCUUCUGCAGGUUUUCUUUGGUGUUUUAGUAGGAGCUUUAAAUCUUGGUCAGGCAUCUCCCUGUCUGGAAGCCUUUGCCACUGGCCGUGGGGCUGCAGCAAACAUUUUUGAGACAAUAGAUGAAAAACCCGCCAUUGACUGCAUGUCAGAAGAUGGCUACAAGCUGGAUAAAGUACGAGGUGAAAUUGAAUUUCAUAAUGUAACAUUCCAUUAUCCCUCCAGACCAGAUGUAAAGAUUUUGGAUAACCUUAAUAUGGUUAUUAAAGCAGGGGAGACAACAGCUUUUGUUGGAGCUAGUGGAGCUGGAAAAAGUACAACAAUACAGCUCAUCCAGCGUUUCUAUGACCCCAGUGAUGGCAUGAUUACCCUGGAUGGCCAUGACAUUCGUUCCCUUAAUAUCCAGUGGCUACGCUCACAGAUUGGUAUUGUUGAACAAGAGCCAGUUCUGUUUGCCACCACAAUUGCAGAGAACAUUCGCUAUGGUCGGGAUGAGGCUACCAUGGAAGACAUAAUCAAAGCAGCCAAACAGGCCAAUGCUUACAAUUUUAUCAUGGACUUGCCGCAGCAAUUUGACACUCAUGUUGGAGAGGGUGGAAGCCAGAUGAGUGGAGGUCAAAAACAGAGGAUAGCUAUUGCUCGAGCUCUUGUGCGAAACCCGAAAAUCCUGCUACUGGAUAUGGCUACAUCAGCACUUGAUAAUGAAAGUGAAGCUACUGUCCAAGAAGCACUUCAUAAGGCUCGCCUUGGCCGCACAGCAAUCUCAAUAGCUCACCGCCUGUCAACCAUCAAAGCUGCCGAUGUCAUUGUUGGGUUUGAGCAUGGAAAGGCUGUGGAGAGAGGAACUCAUGAGGAACUCUUGAAGAGGAAAGGGGUUUAUUUCAUGUUGGUGACCUUGCAAAGCAAAGGAGACACAGCACUUAAUAGAGAAGCAACAGAAACAGAAGAAAAUAACGUGGUUGAGCCAAAUCUUGAGAAAGUCCAGUCAUUCAGCAGAGGAAGCUAUCAGGCCAGUUUGCGAGCUUCACUUCGGCAGCGGUCCAGAUCUCAGCUCUCUAAUGUGGUCCCUGACCCUCCAUUAUCCAUUGCAAGAGAUCAUGCAGAGUCUAUGUAUCUUAUGCCUUCUCAUGGAGAAGAUGAUGAACGAGCAAAAAAGGAGUCUGUUGUUGCAGAGGAAGAUGUCAAGCCUGUACCAUUUACCAGAAUUUUGAAAUACAAUGCCUCUGAAUGGCCAUACAUGGUGCUUGGAUCUCUGGCAGCAGCUGUGAACGGAGCAGUCAGUCCACUCUAUGCUUUGUUAUUCAGUCAGAUUCUUGGGACCUUCUCCAUUCUUGAUGAAGAAGAACGAAGAAUCCAGAUCAAUGGUGUCUGCCUACUCUUUGUCUUUGUUGGAAUUCUUUCAUUUUUCACACAGUUUCUACAGGGAUACACCUUUGCCAAGUCUGGUGAGCUGCUUACAAGACGGUUAAGGAAAAUUGGUUUCCAGGCUAUGCUAGGGCAAGACAUUGGUUGGUUUGAUGACCAGAAGAACAGCCCUGGUGCUUUGACUACAAGACUUGCAACAGAUGCCUCACAGGUCCAAGGGGCAACUGGAUCACAGAUAGGAAUGAUUGUGAAUUCCUUUACCAACAUUGGGGUGGCCAUGAUCAUUGCUUUCUACUUCAGCUGGAAACUGAGUUUAGUUAUACUGUGUUUCCUGCCGUUUUUGGCCUUAUCUGGAGCUGUGCAGGCUAAAAUGCUGACAGGAUUUGCCUCUCAGGACAAGAAAGCGCUGGAAGCUACUGGACAGAUUUCCAGUGAAGCCCUCUCUAACAUCAGGACUGUCGCUGGGAUAGGGAAAGAGAAAAUGUUUAUCAGCAACUUUGAGAAGCACCUAGAUAUGCCCUAUAGAGCUGCAAUCAAAAAAGCACAUGUUUACGGACUCUGCUUUGGCUUUGCCCAGAGCAUAGUGUUCAUUGCCAACGCUGUCUCUUACAGAUAUGGAGGAUUUCUAGUUGACACUGAAGGACUCCAUUACAGCUUUGUGUUCAGGGUGAUCUCUGCUAUUGUGACCAGUGGAACUGCUUUGGGAAGAGCUUCUUCCUAUACCCCAAACUAUGCUAAAGCCAAAACAUCUGCUGCACGCUUUUUUCAACUGGUCGAUCGGCUUCCUAAAAUCAGUGUUUACAGUGAAAAAGGGGAAAAAUGGGAUGAUUUCAAGGGAAGCAUUGAAUUUCUUAACUGUAAAUUCACAUACCCUUCUCGGCCUGAUAUUCAGGUCCUGAAAGGACUCUCUGUAGAUGUUAAGCCUGGACAGACUUUGGCAUUUGUUGGAAGUAGCGGCUGUGGUAAGAGCACCAGUGUCCAGCUUCUGGAGCGUUUCUAUGACCCUGAGAAAGGAAGUGUGUUAAUAGAUGGACACGACACCAAGAAAAUAAAUGUACAGUUUCUUAGAUCAAAAAUUGGAAUAGUGUCCCAGGAGCCUGUGCUAUUUGACUGCAGCAUUGCUGAUAAUAUCAAAUAUGGCAAUAACACCAAAGAGGCGGCGAUGGAAAAAGUCAUAGAAGCGGCCCAGAAGGCUCAGCUGCAUGAUUUUGUUAUGUCACUGCCUGAUAAAUACGAAACCAAUGUUGGGGCUCAAGGAUCCCAGCUGUCUCGUGGGCAAAAACAACGCAUUGCUAUAGCGAGGGCCAUCAUACGAGAUCCUAAAAUUUUAUUACUGGAUGAAGCUACAUCUGCCUUAGACACAGAAAGUGAAAAGACUGUGCAGGCAGCGCUGGAUAAGGCCAGAGAAGGGCGUACCUGCAUCGUCAUUGCCCACCGCUUGUCCACGAUCCAGAAUGCUGACAUCAUUGCUGUGAUGUCACAAGGACUCGUCAUUGAAAGGGGCACUCAUGAGGAACUGAUGGCCAUGGAAGGAGCUUAUUACAAGCUUGUUACCACUGGAGCCCCAAUUAGCUGAAUUACUGUGAUUCUAAAUUUGAAAGGUUUCUUUUCCAUAAGCAAAUACUCUGCGGUAGGUAUGUGUAUGUUGGUACCCCAUUGUGCUACAAAGUGCUCUGCAAUAGUGUGAGUUCUGUGGUACCCUAAACGUAUGUAGCUUUCUGCAUCAAGCACGUGCACGGGACUGAGCAUAGGCUGAUCCAUUCAGGAAGUAGCUCAGCCCAGUGCUAAGGGAAAGCAAGCCUGAAAAUGGGAGAGAUCGUUGCUGGUGAGCUGGGGAGCUGCCACCACCUGCAGUCAGAGUGCACAGUCCUGUCAGUCCUCAACUAGCAACCAAGGAAGACUCUGCUCUGGUGUUCUGGAAACUGCCACUUCUCUAGGUAAGCCGUAUGAAUAAAAAACAAUCCCAAGCAUGAUACUGUAUACCUGAAGGGAUCAAAUCUCUCCUAACGUUCAGCCUGCGGAGGAUUACAACAAAUACCCUUACUGAGGGUACAGAACCCUCACCCUUCCACCCCUUCAUACCAUACAUGUCAGCUGUGGUGCUGGGGGAGGCUUGGCUUCCUUCCACUGGGUGCAGCUACAGCACUAACACAUCAGCGCCCUGGGCCUGGCGUCGCCGUGCCCCUUCAACAAAAUCAUUUAGUACUUACAAAGAAGGCAGCUCCUGAAAAGUAACGAAAGCAAUAAGGGAGAGGAACAGAAGCUGGAGAGGAUCAUCUCCCCUACACUUCCCACUGAUUAAAGCUGUGAAAUAGAUUUUUGAAUAGGAAUAAAUGCUUUUGUUAAAUCAAUGUAAAAUCCUACAGUUAAUCAUCACAGUUAUUUAAAUCACUUCUACUGAGAUGGUGAUGGAUAAUAUGUAUAUCUUUUUUUCAGAAGGCAAGACAAUGACGAGUAUUUUUACAGCAAUCAUAAAUAUAUUCAGUAAAGGUGGGGAAAAAUAGCCAUAAUUAGCCCUUUGUAUUAAGCAGAAUUGAUAAACAGAGCAACAAUUCAUUCAGAAAUGACAAAGGUCAGGAAGCAUCUUCUUCUGGCAGGAGCUUGUUAUCUGUAGCAGUAUAUUGUAAGGUCUACUGCAUGUGUCUGAAAUAUGUUAUUGGUUAUUAUCUGCAGGACAACAGGACUCUUUAGUGACUGGGAUCGUGGAAACAAAUCAGAGAUAGACAGAAAGUCUAAAUUACAGUUUCAAAAUUUAAAUCUUCAUUUUGAAUAAUAGAGUAUUAACUGGAAAAGUCAUUCUCCAUGUCCUAAAAUCUGCAGUUGGGGGUGCAGGGGUUCACCCACUUUAUUAUAAAUCGCACCACAAUGGAGUAUCUUAUAAAACUACACAACAGUACCAACUGCUGAAACUUGAAUACAGCUGUAAGGGUGAAACCUUUAUUGGGAUACAUCCCUUUAUUCCAGGCAGGAAAAACCAGUUUCAACUUUGUACAACUCCAUUAAUAGAAUUACUUCAACAGACCCUACUGAAAUCACAUAGCUGACACUGAAAUGCUAUUUUCCCAAGCAAGCCUGUAUUUUAAUCCUUAACUGAAAAUGAAAAAGGAAGCUGCAUUAUUGGCCUUCUCUUUUAAUCUUUUUAGCCUUUUUAUGUUUCAGAGCAAUAAUUAGUUUGGAUGGCUCAGGACUGAAACUAUUGGCAGAGCAACUAUCAAUAACCUAUUGACAUACCUAUAUGAUAUUUAAUUUAUAUUAAUAUUAUGGCCAUGGAAAAAUAACGACUAUUAAAAACUACAAUGACUACAUGUACUUAUUCCAUAAUUCUUUUGCCUAAAGGACACCACUUUCGUGGCCCAAAUUAUACCAAUAAAGUGUAUUUUUUACUGGC